CCCUAUUAAUGACGGACCUCACUGUGUACAUGGUUGCUAGCCAGGUCGUCCUCUAGUGGUUUGGAAACCAGUAACUGGCGUUAACUAGUUUCUUACUAAGUAGCAGUGAGUAGUAAAUCGUUUUUAGUAGUAAAACGGUUGGUCUGCAGGUGAACGAUGACCUCUAGAGGGACGCCGAGUCGCUUCUUGAGAAGUGUUCUUCAGAACGGCGUUGGUCGGUACGUUUGUCAGCUGAAACGAGUCUCCAUCGUGUUCUCCAAGAAAGGACAGAGCUCUCUGGGAAUGAGGGAUUUCAUUGAAGAGGGGGUGGUGGAUUUUGCCAAAAACAACCCGGGUAUUGUUGUUUAUGUGUCUCCUCAGCCCUGCAACGUCCCCAAAAUAGUUGCAGAAUACUUGAGUGGCAACACGAAGACGGAGCCUGUCGCUAACAAAACAUCUCAGCAGAUUUUAGAGGUUCUAACUAAGCUGACCAAUCAGUCGGGCUUGGACAUUGUCCGUCUUCGGAAGCCCUUCCACACAGACAGUCCGAGCAUCCAGGGCCAGUGGCACCCAUUCACAAACCGCCCCCCGUCCAUCGGGCCCAUCAGACCACAGAGUGCAGAAUAAGGACUCUCUGGAAUUAAAGAUCUAAAUAUUUAGAUGGUUUCAACAAUGUUUCGGUUUAUAUUGUGACUAACAUCUACUAUUUUGAUCAUGUACAACUUUUUGUUUGUUUGCAUCAGUUGCAGAAGCAUGAAUACAUCUUUUAAAUUCUCCAGUGACUCAUCAGUUGGUAACUUUAUGAUUUCAAGGUUAUUUUAAGUUUUUAUUAAAUUAAAUAAACAAAUAAAAUUCA
This is a messenger RNA of Nothobranchius furzeri (turquoise killifish), 835 nucleotides long. It is a transcript of the gene mrpl43, whose product is annotated as mitochondrial ribosomal protein L43. Gene Ontology annotation, biological process: mitochondrial translation. The record is from RefSeq and is a predicted model, not a curated record. Lineage: Eukaryota; Metazoa; Chordata; Actinopteri; Cyprinodontiformes; Nothobranchiidae. Gene Ontology annotation, molecular function: structural constituent of ribosome. Gene Ontology annotation, cellular component: mitochondrial large ribosomal subunit.